Nerophis ophidion (straightnose pipefish) is the source of this 1523-nucleotide messenger RNA. RefSeq names its product monoacylglycerol lipase abhd6-B-like. The transcript is spliced from 10 exons. The record is from RefSeq and is a predicted model, not a curated record. Lineage: Eukaryota; Metazoa; Chordata; Actinopteri; Syngnathiformes; Syngnathidae. The coding region runs from base 233 to 1246 and encodes 337 amino acids.
GUCAUUGAACGCAGCACGGCCGUCCACUGUACUUGCCCUUUAAGUGAGGAUGAAAGCUUGUCGAGUCACUCGCCUCAAACACGGAGGCACACAACUCGCCACAGUCACUUAUUAGUCCAUGGAGGACACAUAACACGUCGACGAGGACUCGGACAGGUGUGGAAACAAUCACAAAGAACCAACAGCAGUCAUUACACAGGAAGAAGAUAAGACAAUAGGUCAGAGCGCAACGAUGGAGGAAAGUUCCACUGCCGUGAUGCUCGGGACCGUUCUGGUGCUUCCUGUUUUUGUCUUCGUCACGUCCUUGUGCUUCCGGCCCGGAGUGUUCAUCAACGCUUAUAACUGGUUCUGGCGCCGCAAGCUGGGGCUGACGGUGCGCUACUCGUACAGCGGGAGUUACCGCUUCUGUUACUUCUGUCGCGGGACGGCGGGGAACGCCGCGCCGUCGUUGCUCCUGCUGCAUGGCUUCUCCGCCGCCAAAGACAUGUGGCUGCCCUUCGUCAAGCACCUCCCCAGAGGCCAGCACGUGGUGUGCGUGGACAUGCCGGGACACGAAGGGACCAGUCGCACCGGCGCCGAGGACUACAGCAUUCGGGGCCAGGUUGCCCGAAUCCACCAGUUUGUGCAGAGUGUGGGUCUGGACAAAAGACCAUUCCACCUGGUGGGGACAUCCAUGGGGGGCAACGUCGCAGGAGUGUACGCCGCCACCUACCCUGCUCAGCUGUCUGGCCUCACCUUGAUGUGCCCGGCAGGUCUUGUCUAUCCCACCGAGUCCGAGUUCAUCAGCCGUCUGAGGGAGCUGGAGAAGAAUCCACAGCCGGCGUCCAUCCCUCUGAUUCCCUCUACUCAUCAAGAACUGGAGGACAUGCUGCGUCUCUGCUGCUUCAACCCCAUCAAGCUAUCGCGGCAGGUCCUGCGCGGUCUCCUUGACAACAGGCUCCACCAUAACGAUUUUUAUAGAGAAGUGUUCAUGGAGCUGGUCGAUGAAAAGUCUCGUCACUCGCUGCAUGAAAAUCUGCAUUUGAUCAAGACGCCCCUGCAGGUCCUCUGGGGUAAACAAGACCAGGUUCUGGAUGUUUCCGGAGCGUCUGUGCUGCAGGCGGCAGUGCCCGACAGUCAGGUGGUCCUGUUCGAUAACUGCGGCCAUACUUUAGCUUUGGAGCGGCCCAGACUGUCCGCCAAGCUCGUCAUGGACUUCCUGUCUGUACAGGAAGCCAACAACAAAGACGUUAAAGACCAUUCCUGAUGUUCUUCACUGGAGAUUGACCCUUUUAGAAAGAAGUUUAUUAUAUUUGCUAUAAAUGACGAUACAGAAUGUGGAAGUGAUGUUUUGUUUUCUAGGAGCAAAGAAACAUUUCAAAUGAAUUUUUCUUUUUUUCUCCUUUCUGUUAGUUUUAAAAUCAAUGAUUGAAAUGGUCCACUGUUCAUUUUUAUUGAAGCACUUCAGUUACAGACGCACACAUUCAGUCGUGUUAUGACUUGUAAAAUAAAUUUUAUGAUGAUAAGGAAAAUUGUUUUGAAUG